UGCCCUGGUGACGUCAAAGAGCUCUUACUAAGAAAGAUGGCGAGAAAGAUGGGAUUUAUUUAGUCGCCUCGCUCUUUUGAAAAAAGGAGCCAUGGUUUUUCUGAGAGAAGGCCUGUGUCCUGGACUCACUGGGGAAUUCAUACAGGCGUUGCGCGCCAAAGACAUCACAACAGUUGAAGACCUGGUUUUUGCUGACACAGAAGAACUUGCUCAAAAAUGCUCUGUUUCAUACAAGGCUUUGCUGGCUGUGCGGCGGGUCCUGCUUGCCCAGCACUCGGCCUUUCCUGUCUCUGGUGCUGACCUGUACGAGGAACUACUGAGCUCCACUGCCAUCCUUUCCACAGGCAACGCUAGUUUGGAUAAGCUUCUGGACUCUGGCCUGUAUACUGGAGAACUGACAGAGCUGGUGGGAGCCCCGGGAAGUGGAAAAACACAAGUGUGUUGUGGUGUUUCUGUAAAUAUAGCGUGUGAACUGAAGCAGAGCGUUCUAUAUGUUGACUCGACAGGAGGACUUUCAGCUGAACACUUGCUUCAGAUGGUGAAGGCCAAAACAAAUAAUAUGGAGGAACAGGUUGAAGCUCUUAAGAGAAUACAGGUGACCCGAGUGUUUGACAUCUUCUCCUUGUUCGAAUGCCUACAUAAUCUUAGAAGCACUGGAAUUGCACAGGUGGUGGCAAGGGGUAGUUCACUGAAAGCUGUCAUAGUGGACUCCGUGUCUGCUGUACUAGCUCUUGCACUGGGAGGCAAACAGACGGAAGGGAUGUCGCUGAUGAUGCAGAUAGCUGGAGAACUGAGAACAAUUGCUAAGGAUCUUAACGUUGCUGUCCUGGUGACGAAUCAUGUGACCAGAGAUAGCAAUGGAAUGCUGAAAGCUGGCUUAGGACAGUCCUGGAGCCAUGUUCCUCGAACUCGAAUUCUCCUGCAACGGGUGGAGCAAUCAGGUUCCACAUGCUGUAACCUGCGUACUGCAACUGUGAUCAAGUCUUCUCGACAGCCAUGCCACCUUACAGAGGAGUUUGACAUGAUCUCCUGGGCUCAGUCUGGAGAUGAGGUGUCUGGAUCUGGAUCCCAAGGGAAGAGGAAGCUUCCCAUUGACAGUCCAAGUUGAGGCCUGGACAUUUUCAGAGCUAGCUGUUCAAUCUUCCUGAAGAGGAGGCACAUAAACAGUUGAUCAUUUUGGGUCCAGAUUGUUUCUGACAAGCUAAUACCAGGGUAAGCAAACACACACUCGAGUACUGUAGGCAUUGCUGUUUCUCCUAGCUGAGCUUUGAGUCACUGAAUCCCAUAACUUAAGUCAUGUUACAACUGAAAGCAAGGAACCUCUCACACACACUCACACUCACUUGAAACCGCUUGUCCCAUACGGG
Scleropages formosus (Asian bonytongue) is the source of this 1367-nucleotide messenger RNA. It is a transcript of the gene rad51d, whose product is annotated as RAD51 paralog D. The record is from RefSeq and is a predicted model, not a curated record. The coding region runs from base 92 to 1108 and encodes 338 amino acids. Gene Ontology annotation, biological process: telomere maintenance; DNA strand invasion; reciprocal meiotic recombination. NCBI's taxonomy places the organism in Eukaryota, Metazoa, Chordata, Actinopteri, Osteoglossiformes, Osteoglossidae. The transcript is spliced from 12 exons. Gene Ontology annotation, molecular function: single-stranded DNA binding; four-way junction DNA binding; ATP binding. Gene Ontology annotation, cellular component: replication fork; microtubule organizing center; Rad51B-Rad51C-Rad51D-XRCC2 complex.